CGCUUGCCCUUUCCUUUGCGGAUCUUCUCUGAUAUAAAAAGGCGCGCUCUUGAAUUAUAUGAUCAGUCUAAAACAGCAGCGGACCAUCCCUUCUGUUUAAACAUGACUCCGUUUUUCACCGCCAUUUUCUUGCUCGCCGGCCUUUCAUCCCUGGCCACCGCCGGCGCCAACUUCACUCAGAUUUUCGAGUGGAAAGAAUUGGACUUCGAGUGGCCGUCGGAGGAAAGCAGAGCACAGGCCUUGGAAGAUGGAAAUUACAUACCUGAGAAUAUUGAACCUCGUUACAUGGCUGUGUACGGAACAAGAAUCUUCCUGAGCCUGCAUAAAUCUCAAGGCACUCCGGCCACUCUGGUGUCUGUGCCGACGAGCAGCGCGUCCUCUGCAACCCCUAAACUCACCCCAUUCCCAUCGUGGGACAUGCAUCUCAAUGAGUCUGGAAACUGCGACAAGAUCGACCGGGCAGUAGGGCUUCAAGUGGACUCGGUCGGCAGGCUGUGGGUGCUCGAUUGGGGAAACUCCUACUUCAAUUGCAGUUCAAAUCUAUGGAUUUUCAACUUAAACAACAACGAAACGGAACUCGUUCAUCGAUUUUCUUUUGACGGCAAGUUGCACGACUUGGUGCUCGACGAAACGUCAAACGGAACCUUCGCCUACGUCGCGCGCUGGAGUGAUUCCCACAUUGUUGUGUUUAGUUUGGAAAGAAAUCAAUCUUGGAUUGUUGACACGCCAGAUGUCGAGGUUUUGUCCAUCGCCCUGUCUCCUAAGGACCAGGAACCGAGACAGCUCUACCUUGGCGAAUUGUUCAACAAUGAAUUGUAUUCAAUCAGUGUCGCCGCACUUCGGAACGGAACUCGAACUGCAGAACCGGAACUAAUUGGAAACUGGACUGGAACACCAUAUAGAAUGGUGAUGGACAACCACGGGACCCUGUACGCCGCCUUUAUGGAUCAGAAUUUCAUUUCCUCUUGGAAUACUUCCCAGCCAUUUAAGGAGCAACGUUUUCAUGAGGUUUCUGGACUCAAAUCUUCUUGGCCCUUUACUUUUGCCUUGGACCAAAAUGGAUCUUUUUGGAAGGCAGUGGUUGAUGACCAAAGAACGCCAAGACUCAGGCUUUUGACGGCUCCUGUUGGUGCAAAAUCGUACAUCUACGAGGACUCACCAGAAUGCGCCAUUCCGUGUCAGAAGGAUGUUACUGCCUAAGGUUGGGAGAGUACCUUUGCAAGGUAGGAUGGAAGGGCGAAAACUGUGACCAACUCUGGGAUUACACCUUCCUGCCUGACUUACAUGCAAAGCUCUCUGCGACCUCGAAAACGAUUGUAGACUCGAGUAGUGGUUUUAGUUUGGACAUUAUAAAUGAUUUUCUGGGAAAUUA
Messenger RNA from Cloeon dipterum, 1372 nucleotides. Its product is annotated as protein yellow-like. The transcript is spliced from 5 exons. Bases 103 to 1200 code for a protein of 365 amino acids. Lineage: Eukaryota; Metazoa; Arthropoda; Insecta; Ephemeroptera; Baetidae. The record is from RefSeq and is a predicted model, not a curated record.